Prosopis cineraria is the source of this 1537-nucleotide messenger RNA. Its product is annotated as tRNA-specific adenosine deaminase TAD1. Gene Ontology annotation, molecular function: double-stranded RNA adenosine deaminase activity; double-stranded RNA binding; tRNA-specific adenosine deaminase activity. The record is from RefSeq and is a predicted model, not a curated record. Bases 87 to 1292 code for a protein of 401 amino acids. Gene Ontology annotation, biological process: adenosine to inosine editing; RNA processing. Gene Ontology annotation, cellular component: cytoplasm; nucleolus. NCBI's taxonomy places the organism in Eukaryota, Viridiplantae, Streptophyta, Magnoliopsida, Fabales, Fabaceae. The transcript has 10 exons.
CAUGAGGCGAGCUGUGAACUUGGCUAAACAAACACCGUCCCGGUUGCGUCUAGUCGGGACUGAGGGCGUUCCCGGAGGCAACGUUCAUGGCCUCGCCGGUUUCAUCUUCAGAGGAAAAGGGUUGGGCGCAGAGAGUAUCGGAUAAGGUUUUUGCUUUGUACAACUCUCUUCCCAAGAAAGGGAAACCUCAAGGGCGCGAAGUCUCCGUCUUGGCUGCUUUCCUUCUGUCUUCUCCUUCCAAUGAUAUGGAGGUUGUUUCUCUCGGAACGGGAACGAAAUGUAUUGGACGCUCACUUUUGCGCCCUUAUGGUGACGUUGUUAAUGAUUCUCAUGCUGAAAUUAUAUCACGAAGAGCUUUGUUAAGGUUCUUCUAUACACAGAUUCAACAUGUUAGUGAAACUUGUAAUAAGCAUAUACCCAGCAACGGAUGCAAACGGUUCAAAGUUGGCGACGAUAGCAUACCGUUUGUGUUGGUCCCAGAGUGUCCUGAUACAGCGAAAUAUAACUUGAAAGAGGGUUGGAAACUACAUAUGUACAUAUCGCAGCUACCAUGCGGGGAUGCUUCACUCAGUUCUCUGGUCUCACCUUCAGAUAGUAUUUCACUUGGAGAAAGAGAAAAUAAUGGUCCAAAACAAACAGGAAAAGUUCAGAGGAAGCCAGGUCGAGGUGAUACAACUCUGUCAGUUAGUUGCUCAGACAAGAUAGCCCGAUGGAAUAUUGUCGGUGUUCAAGGAGCUUUGCUUUCCUACUUUCUCCAACCAGUUUAUAUAUCCUCAAUCAUUGUUGGAUUGCCCCCUAGCAGUUCUGAAAAUCUUCUAAUCGAGGAUCACUUAAAAGGUGCUUUGUAUGAUCGCGUCCUACCUUUGUCAAACAAGUUAAGAAGUCCAUUUCGAGUGAACCAGCCAUUAUUUCUGGCUGCGUCAGCACCGCCCAAGGACUUUCAACAUUGUGAAAGUGCUGCUAACACUCUAACAUGCGGAUAUUCUAUUUGCUGGAAUAAAUGUGGCUUGCAUGAAGUCAUUCUUGGAACCACCGGAAGAAAACAGGGCACCUCUGCCAAAGGGGCAUUUUACCCAUCCACAGAAUCAUCAUUAUGCAAAAAGAGGCUGCUGGAGGCUUUCUUGUCACUGAGACCUGAGUGUUCGAAUUCUAUGGCUGUAGUUACUUAUCGAGAACUUAAGGAUGGGGCAGAAGAAUACCGAUUAUCUUCUAAAGUUCUUAAGCGGAAACCUCCUUUUAGCGAGUGGUUCUUGAAACCAUUGGACUCCGAGGCAUUUCCCAUCUUGAAAUAGCUGAGUUUAUUAGCUAUGUAAACCCUAUUUCGGUUGUAUUUGUGGGUGAUUGAUAAGUUAGACAUUAUAAGUGUAACGAGAGUGGGUUGUAUGCGUUUUCAGAGUUUUAGAUGGCCGAAAACAGUGCUCGCUUCCUCUAUUAUGAUAUUCUCAAAGCUCUGGAGGAAAGGGGGUGAGACCUUUUCUCUUUAGUAAUUGAGCCCGCGAAACAGCCUAAUUUUAUCUAUAGCAUAAACCUUUGAACA